AUGAUGUUCAGGCGGCGAAGAAGAGGUCAAGUUCAGUCACCAAAACCUCACAGCAGCUGCAGAGAAGCUGCACGGCUCUGCAGGGAAUGCUCUCCUCCGCUCCUCCUGAAAUUCAGCAUCAAUCCUGGACGGCCGCUGCACAGCAGGACGAGUCCUACUUCCAGUUUGGACUUAAGGGAGGAGGACAGUGACCAGCCCGUCGAGGAGUGGAUGAUCCUGGGAAAAGAAGAGCAGGUGGAAGACUCAAGUAUCCAGCUCAACCUGAGCUACUGGAACAGCUCUGAGGAUGACUCUGGAGAUGAAGAUCAGACUGUGAUACCAGUUAAGGAUAUCUGGGCUGUAUCAGAGAAAGACAAGUGGGGUGCUGAUCAGUCUCUGCCCAGCCGAUAUUUUGUGCCUGGUCGUUCUCUGAUCUGUAACAUCUGUAACAGGACGGGACACCUUGCCAAAAGCUGCUACUACCACAAGAAAUGUCCCACCUGUGUCCUUUGUGGGAUCCAGGGCCACAUUCAGAGGGACUGCACGGGCCGCCCAUGCCCCAGCUGUGGACUACCUUCACAUGGCUUCACGCCCUGUGAAAGGCCCCCGGUGUGGAACCAGCACUGCGAGCGCUGUGGGAUGACGGGGCACCUUUCUGAUGCCUGUCCUGAUACAUGGAGACAAUACCACUUGACAAUCCGGUUAGAGGUUCCACUCAGGCCAUUGACCAACCACACCCUAAAACAUAAGCAUUACCCAGCUUAUUGUUACAAUUGCUCUGAGAGGGGACAUUAUGGCUACGAGUGCACUAAGAGGAGGAUGGUCAGUGGGACUUGUCCUUCACUGCCCUAUGUUUGCCACUAUGACACCAUGGAGGACAUCCUCCAACGUCGUACCAGGAUGCAGAGACAAGCCAAAG
Micropterus salmoides (largemouth bass) is the source of this 898-nucleotide messenger RNA. RefSeq names its product zinc finger CCHC domain-containing protein 7-like. The record is from RefSeq and is a predicted model, not a curated record. Gene Ontology annotation, molecular function: zinc ion binding; nucleic acid binding. Lineage: Eukaryota; Metazoa; Chordata; Actinopteri; Centrarchiformes; Centrarchidae.